AUGUCCUUAGACUGGCAUUACAUUGCACCUCUCCAAGAAGCACUUUACAAAAUUUGCGUUGACUGGUACACCACUUCCACGUCUCUUGAUGAUUUGGUGUAUUCCACACAUUCUAUGUUUUUAGCCUUUGCGAUGUUAUACAUUGGUUCAGUUGGUUCAACGAAAAAAGAGCUUGAAAAAGUCUUUGGAUAUUCGAAGCUGCCUGCUGACAAGUUUCUGUCGAUUCUUACCACUUUGAUAUACACAGAAGACGGCGAAGUAAGCCCUCUUUUAGUCGCUAAUGGGAUAUGGGCAAACAAGGACUUUGUGUUGAAAGAGAGUUACAUUGAGAGUGUCAAGAAAAUGAAUUGCACAAUCAACUCGGUCGACUUUAGAAAAGACGUGGAAAGUGUCAGAAAAGUUAUAAACCUCUUUGUUGAGGAAAAUACUAAAAAUGUGAUUCAAGACUUCAUCCAAGAGGGGGUGAUCACAAGCGACACCCUAUCUGUUUUGGUCAACGCAAUAUAUUUUGAAGGAAAAUGGGCGACACCCUUCGACGUGUUACCUGACAAAAUGAAGUUCAAAAUUGGUGGUCAAAAUCUUAGGGAUUCCAAGCCUGAGACACAGUACGCAAUUGCUUUAAAAAGUGAGGUCCGUUCGAGUGCACAAUUUAGAGAGAAAUACACAAGUGUAUCCAUCCCCUAUACCUCCGCUGAUUAUAGCAUGGUCUUUAUAGUUCCAAAUGAUAUGACUUCAUUUGAAAAGGAAGGUGGAAUUAAUGAGUUGAAAGAUAUAGUCAUCUCCACCGUCCAGAGUUUCCCACAGAAGCGCAAUGUAACGAUCCCCAAAUUUGAAAUAGAGUCAUCAUUUGCUAUGAAUGACCAACUCGGGAAAUUGGGCUUGAAAGAUUCAUUCACACAAAACGCAGACUUCUCUAACAUGAGCAACAACAAGUUGAGUGUCUCCGCCGCAAUUCAUCGAGCAAAAGUCAAAGUUGAUGAGAAAGGAACUAUUGCCGCAGCCGCAACUGGAAUCAUGAUGAUGCGAGCUAUGAUCGUAGAAGAGGCAAAAGAUGUUGUUGUGGACAGUCCUUUUUACUUUGUUAUAGUUGGGAAACACAAUCUCCCAAUUUUCUUUGGGAAGAUAACACACCCAAUAACAAAAUAA
Entamoeba invadens IP1 is the source of this 1146-nucleotide messenger RNA. Its product is annotated as serine protease inhibitor, serpin, putative. The record is from RefSeq and is a predicted model, not a curated record. NCBI's taxonomy places the organism in Eukaryota, Evosea, Mastigamoebida, Endamoebidae. Gene Ontology annotation, molecular function: serine-type endopeptidase inhibitor activity. The transcript has a single exon. Bases 1 to 1146 code for a protein of 381 amino acids.